UUUAAAAAAAACUCUGUAUUGAUGGCCAGAAAGUACCCAUGAUGAAAGAUAUGACCUUCUAAAAUCACUUGCCAUACUGCACAUGGACCUUCUGUACAAGAUUGCCAAUUUGAAUACCAUCAAUAAACUUAUAUGUGAACCUUCAUCCUAUAACAUGUUUAAGAGAUCUCUUAAAAUUGCACCAAAUUCAUCACUAAUACCAAGAAAAUUACAAGAACACAAAUGUGUACAAAAUAACCCCACCAACCCUUAUAAAAAAUUCAACCUUGAAAGUCCGAAUUUAAACCGUCGCACAAUCAUUGCACAAUCAUUGAUCCGAUCAUUUAUGCAACCAUGCCAACGGUUACGAUGCAACCAUUACAAUUUUGGUUGUAAACUCAUUGAAAAAGUUUCAAUCAUAUGUAACCAUUGUAACGCUUGACAAUUUUGAUUGCAU
Molecule: messenger RNA, 436 nt
Organism: Owenia fusiformis
Lineage: Eukaryota; Metazoa; Annelida; Polychaeta; Sabellida; Oweniidae
Source: the annotation of a GenBank genome assembly